Messenger RNA from Xyrichtys novacula (pearly razorfish), 8463 nucleotides. The record is from the annotation of a GenBank genome assembly. NCBI's taxonomy places the organism in Eukaryota, Metazoa, Chordata, Actinopteri, Labriformes, Labridae.
AUGAGUAAGCGGGGGAGGAGGAGGAGCAGCAGGCGAAGGAAGAGCUCCAGCAGCAGUAAACGUGAGUGGGAGAUUUGGGCGGAGAGGUUAAUCUGCUGCUUAGCUGAGUCACAUUUCUCGCACACCUGCACUUAAGUAAACAGGCAGAGGACUUCCUCACUCCUGCAGAGGACGAAGGGGCGGACUCAGAGCUUUAUUCUGCUAAAAAUGAACUAAAGUGGAAGAAGAAAAGAACACCACAGGGGUUAAAACCUUCAGUUACAAUAUUAUUUACAUUAAAACACAACAAAAAGACCAAAGUACAGAGUUUAUAGUUCUAACAUGGGGCUCUACAGGGACACACUCACUGCAGGAGACAACCUCUAGUGGACAUGAGAGGGACUUCAGGUUGCACACUGGAAGACUAGAAGGCUUUUACUCUCACCUAAAACAAAUUUAUACAGUUUAUUUAACUCCACUUUUAAAAAUUGAGCUCAAUGACAAUACAAACUGAAUGUGAUGGUUGGUCAAUUAUUAUAAACAAAGACAACAUAUUGAAUGUUGAGACCUCAAACUGUUGCUGCACGAUGCUUCUUUUAAAUAAGAUGCAGCAACAAGUUUCUAAAGAGAAGUUUCAGGGUCAUGUUUCUCAUCCUGUGUUCUUCUCAGCUCUUCUUUUGCCAAAACUCUUUAAAACAUUAGUGAACCCAGGAGACCAGUUUCUAGACUUUGGAAAGUGAAAUGUUUCUACAUUCUUGUCUGAUAGAGGAUUUCAGUUGCUCAACAGUUCAGGGUCUCCUUUGUCCUGUUUUUUUUAAUUUUCAUGGUGCUCCAAAGAACCACGCUGUUGUAAUACUCAAAGUUUUGUGUUUUGUCCUUUCAGAGAGCGUGUCCCCGUACAUCUUUCACAAACAGAACAAGAGCAACAGCAUCGGCUACAAAGACGAUGUGGUUGAAAAAGGGGAAGUCGACGCUCUCCGAAAGGAAAAUGCUCCAUUGGGAUCUGAAGAUGAGGAGAAAUACAACAACGCCCCACCCAAGGAGAAGAGAUUCAAACAAGAUUAUGAUGUUAAUUCACUAAUGAACCAGAGAAGCAUUUAUCUGAAGACCACAGAGGACAGAGAGAAGGGACUGAAGAUCGUGACGUCUGUUUCUGUGGACGAUAUGGACGAUUCAAACCCAACAAUCACCUUUCAGCAGUCUCAUGAACCGUUAUCUGAAGAUCCAACCAAUACAUCAGCUCCCAUCACCAACAUCAUGAACAUUAACUGCUCUGGAUCCAGCGUCAAACUGGAGAUUCAGGAGUUCUUGCAGGUGAACACAUCAGGGAUGAAGACCACGUUUGUCUUCAUGAACCAGAGAGGAAAUGCUGCAGAGAUGUUCCUCAACUCCAACUCUGAGAGGAGCUGGACACCCAACAAUGAGUCGCACCAUCUGACCAAUCACAGCUCAAACUACAGCUUCACCUUUGGUAGCUCAGGUGAGCAGGCAGAGGUUCAUGAGGAACCAAACUCCAUCAGUCCAUUUCAAAUGUGGGCCAGUUCAGGCCUCAGUGAUCCCAGACUGCAGCGCUCAGAGUUCAUGUUGGAGAAUCAGCCGAGUCCUCCACCUGCCUUCAGGUCCAAACCUCAGGGCAAGAGGAAGCUCCUCCAGAAAAGCUUCAGCGCUGAGGAGUUCCGGGAUAUCCCACCCCCUAGAGAGUUUGCAGACAUUAAGCAGAACAUGAUGGAGGGACUGACCCAGGACCUGGCCUCCUGCAGGAUCACAGACAGACAGCAGAAUUUGCUUCAUCCUCCAAACACCAGCUGUGAGGACGACUAUGAAGGAUCACCUUCAUUUGAUCAGCUAUCAGAGUCUGAGAGCUUCGACCCCACCCUCACCAGACCAUCUGUGUCCACCAACAGGUCCAGCUUCACCAAAGACUUCAUCAAGCAACAGCAGAGGAAGUCCCGCAUCAGGAACAACAGCAUUGCCACCGUGGAGUACAGGAACUGUCUGAUCCCAAAGAGAAGACGCCAGACAUACCCAGGGACAUCAGAGGGUCUCAGCAUGAUCCAGGAUCAGGACCUCCUUGUUCCCUGUGGAGAGUCUUUCUCCUCUUUAUUAUUGUGCUCACUCCACCCUCAGGCCGAGGGUCCAGAAAAGAUCCACUCCAUCGAGGAUGAUUAUUCUGUUUGUGGAGGAGAAAGUCUGAGCUCUUUACAAACCAGAGGGAGCUCCAAACUGAUCUGGGAGGUCCCACACAGCCAAGACAGGACCCAGACUCUGCUCAGUCCUUUCUACGUGACCUCCUCUGAGGAGACUCCUGAUGAUUCGUUUAGCAUCAGCAAUGAAUGCCGGAGGCGAGGCAGGGCCAAGUGCAACCUGAAGAACCUCAAACAGGAGUUCAGACGGAGCAUCAGUAAGGAUGCAGACAGUGUGGACGAGGCAGACAGCGUACACAGGGUAGACCAAAACGAGGUCGCAGACAGCGGGUUUGACCAGGAGAUGGGGGAUGUGGAGUAUCACAGUCCAGAGCCGCUCACAGAAGAGGAGGAGGAGCUGAGCAGGAGGUCCCUGAUGAUCCAGGUCAUUCCCCCGUCCUGCAGCGGCUCAGAGGAGCAGAUCCUGCAGAGCAACCCUGCAGACUUCUUCCACUGUCAGGUCAGAGAUCCAAACCACAAGGACUCGCUUCCUGCUUCACCCUCACAUAGGAGGUCUUCUGACUGGACAGUAGCACCAGGUGUCCUCCAGCAGAGACUCCUGCAGGUGGACUCCAGACUGUCCCCGGACAGCUGUCUGGACAAACAUCAGAGAAGUCCUGUUGAAGACUGCUGCAUGGACUCGCUGAACAUUGAUAAGGCCAGAGAGGAGACGGAUCCCGGGACAGCAGGAGACAGCAGUCAGAUGAUAGAAGAGACAGACCCAAGACCUGAAGAGUCUGCAUCUAGACCUGCAGAGUCUGCAUCUAGACCUACAGAGUCCAGAGAGCUCAGCCAGACCUGUCGGACGAACAAACAGAUCGUCUCCAGAUGUAGGUCGCAGAGAGGAUUUUAAAUUAACACCAAGACUUCAGGUGAAUUUUUGUUUAAACUAACCGACUUUAUCCUGACCCACAGCAUCCCUGGAAACCAAAGAGCAUCUGAAACUUGCAGUCCACAAAGAGACGGACUGUUCUGGAUCUGAUCACUGGGCCAAGAGGAGGAAACUCUUCAGAGAGAGUAAACAGUGGAGCUCUGCAGCGGGAAGCUCCAUCACCAGCGACGUCACAGAGGAGUCAGGUCAGGAUCGCAGAUUUUAGCUCGAUAUAUGGAGAAACUUAGUGUCUACUCAUCUUCCUCAUAGAACCAGAAAUCAGUGAUGGUGUUUGGUUGUAUCUCAAAUGGAGAUCUCUUCUGUCAGUUGGAGAACAGCUGAAUGAUGUACUCAUGUUCACUCUGCUUUCUCUCUUAGUCUCAGAGGAUAACCGCUCAAUGGACACCUUAGCUGGAGACAGUGAGGACAGAGGCUUUUACACAGAGACAUUUCACUCCUCAGCCUGGAUGUACCAAGAAGAUGAUGUCCCAUCUGGAGCCAUCCCUCCCAGUCUGAACACCAGGGCCAGAGCUGUGUCCAGUAAGAGCCUGAACCUGACUUGAUUGAUGCUAAAUUCAUACUGUCCCCUGAAUUAUCUUUGUUCCAUGACUAAAAUAUUUCUCGCCUCCUCAGUUCGAGAGAGGACAGUGAGGAUCAGUAAAGGGAUGGGGGAGUACCCGUGGGGCUUCAGGAUCCAGUUCUCCAAACCCAUCAUGGUGACUGAGGUCGACACAAGUAAGUAAACUCCUGACCAGACAGGGGACCCAAGAGGCUCUCUCAGACCUCCAGAGCUCUGUCCUUCCCUUUGUUCCUGUUUUUUCAUCAUCUCUGACUAGAAACACAGUCUCUGUUUAUUUCCCCCUCAUGUCACACUUAUGUUGUGUUCACACCACAUUAUUGAUGUGCUUAAUUUGCGAGUAUUUUAUGCCUUAAUAUUUCAUGUUUAAUCACUUGACUUGUGUGAAUAACGUAUCUAAUUGUGUGUCAUAUCACAUCUUGUCCUAACAAACAAAUCAAUGCCAGAGAGGAGGGGCUUCCUUCAGGCCAAUACAGUCUAUUUCCAUCAAACACAGCUGAGGUUUAGGGCAUUAUGAGGAUUUGUUACCAGAUAAUCCGACCUCCUCACUCACUUUCCUCACAGCAAGCUCUUUUUUAUUCCUCUUUCCAUAGAAACAACAAGUCAUAUCAUAUAGCUCAGGGUAGCUGCACAUCAUCACUAUCAGUUUGAAACAUGAAACAUCAAAUGAUCUGACCAGAGAAAUUCAGCAACUGAUUGGGAUCAAAAUAAUCAACCUAUAACAGCCAAAAUGAACUAUAACUCAAAGUGUGAGUGUAGGAAUACAGCAUAGCAUCUCUGUCCGCUAAAGGUGAUAUUUGUUCGUGUUUGUGUGUUUCAGACGGAGCAGCAGAGGAGGCCGGCCUGAUCGUUGGGGACUAUGUCCAUGCUGUUAAUGGAACUGACGUGACCAGUAUCCCUCACUCUGAGGCCGCUGACCUGGCCAGACAAGGUACGCUGUAAACAGGCAGGAUACCUGGAGGAAAUUUAGACAAAGUAGCCCACAAGCAGUGGUGUACCUGGGCUGUUUGAGGGGUAGGGGGCUAACAAAGGCCACCUACUGUAUGCCAUGGGAGAGUGGAACAAAUAGUUAUGAUCAAUGAAAAUCUGUCUCUGUAGCUGUACAUUUUUCUGUGUCUCCUUGGCAUCCAGUAAUCAUAAGGUAGAUGCGACAGAAGUGGAGGGCUUUCAUUUUGACAACCCUGUGCAGUGGGUCUCCUGGAGUUACAGAAACUGUGUAGCUUUUGAGUAGUGAACAGGGGAAGGACAUGCAACAAGUGUUGGAUCUGGCAAUCAAAACAAGAAACCACUGCGAUGAAUAAUGUAGCCUCUAUACAGUACAUGGUGGGUUUAAACUGCAAAGCCAACCCAUAUUUUUACACAUUAUAUUCUGUAGGGCAUCCAGAUGACACUUAUUCAUGUUUUAUCAACAGUAGUUUAUGUUUUUAUGCUGGAAGGGGAUCUAGAUCACAGUUUUUAUAUUUCGUCCAAUAGACAUUCAAAGGCCACUUAAUUCAGGUUUUUUUCGGACUGGAGAGGCAUCUGAGGAACAACAUCUUCUUACAUGUUAUCAUCUUAGAUUGCAUUUCUGUGCAAUAGUUGUUCAGACAUGAAAGAACCAGGAGGAGUAAUCCCACCCUCCCAGUGCACCACUGCCCACAAACUAAAGAGUAGAGGACUGACUGUGUGUUAGUUCUGGGACACACAGAUUUCUGAUUCAUUUAUAUUUAAUGUUGUCUAUGUUGUAGGUCCAGAUAUCCUGACAUUGACUGUUGGAUCAGACAUUGCUCGCUGUCCAAACACCCCCCGCCCAGGCUGUCGAGGUUACCUUCACAAGCGCACCCAGUCAGGUCUGAUUAAAGGCUGGAGAAAGAGGUGGUUCGUCCUCACACAUGACUGCUGCCUUUACUACUACAGACACAAACGGGUGAGCAGCCAGCACCACCAUACACUCACAGAUACAAACUAAACAAGAACCGUCCCUUUGACAUCACUUCCUGUUGGUUUCAGGAUGAGGGGAAGAGACGGGCUCUGUCGGCGGUGAAGAUGGAGGGGGCUGAGGUGGGACUGGAUGUUUCUCUGGGGAAACCGUUUGUGUUCAAGUGUCGACCUCAGGCUGGAAACAGAGUUUACUUCUUCUGUGCAACUUCCAACCAGGAGAUGAAGAGGUACACCACACACAGAAAGAGAGAAUAUAACCAUGGUUGACUUUUUUAUGAGCAUGAAGAGGGAAGUAGGAAUGCUGAAAAAGUACUCAAGGUGUUUCUUUGUGAUUUCAGGUGGUUGGAUGCCAUGGAGAAAGCUGUUCAUCCCAUCACACAGGUAGCAACCCUGACUCUCCCUCAUGAAGUUGUGGAUUGUAAUUUCGACCUGCAGCAGAUUAUACUCAAAUGUUUGCUUAGUUUUUAGGUGUCCCACUGCUUUAACACUUGUUAUAUUGACCCCUCACCCUUACCAGCACCAUGUGUGGGUGGAUGUGACCCUUCAUAACUCCAGCCUGCCCCCGCUGGCUGUGAAGAACCCUGAGUGUUUGGGACUUCUUCAUAAGAUGGACAGAAGCAGGGACAUGUGGGUGCAGCAUUACUGCAUCCUGAAGGACGGCUGUCUGUUUCUGUACAGUGGGAUCAGAGCCACACAUGCUCGAGGUAAACACAGACACUGUUUCAGAAAACACAAUUCAAACACAAACUAAAUAUACAGACUAAAAAGCUGGAGAGCUUUGAUUGAGAUCAAAAAGUUCAAGUCAAAGGUAAAAGUAAACAGUGCCUUUACAAGAGGAUAUGAGUUUUCUCCUGUGCUGAUGCAACAACAGGAAUGAUUUGCAUAAACACAGAGGCAGUCACAAUAUUCUGGUUCUGACAAUAGCAAUUUUUAAAGAAAUUAAAAUGAAUAUUGCACAAAAAUAAUCAUACAGUAAUGAUGUGAGUUCAUAUCAGUGGCCAAAUGUCAUAAAACAGAGCAUAGAUGAAGAAGAGGCAGCAGCUGUAAAUGAGUUAGCUGUAGCAUCCCUCCAAGAGAGAGUCGGACACUUUAAAAAAACAGACAUUCAAAGUUUUAUUAUGAGUCGAAAAACAACAUUAGAGUUUGAGUCUCAUAAGGUCACUGAUCACUUAAACAUCCAUACUUUUUAAGUCUUCUUUAAUUGUUUCUAUUCAGUUCAGCAACUUAUGAUCUAGAAGUAUGAAGUUUCAAAAUAUAAGCCUAAAUAAAGCAACCCAAACACAAGACAGAAAAAAAUAUCAAAGUAAGAGCAUGAGAGAUAAUCAUUUUCUGAGGUAAUGUCCUCUCCAGAUGUGAUAUUUUAUAGACAUAGUAAUUGUAAGGAGAAAAUCAGACAUAUACCACUCCUCCAGUGCUUCCUCCAACAAUAAUGUAGGUUUGCUUUGGCUUUACAGUAAGAGUUGCUCAGGUGUUUAUUGAAGAAAACAAAACAAAUGAGUAAAUGAUCAAAGGAAAGCACUUGUUUAUUUAUAUUUCUACAAUAGCAUGUAGCUCAAGUCAGUGCUAGUUUUACUGUUUUUGCUAACCCCUUCACCUCAGCCUGCUUUGACAUCAAGGACUAAACACAUAAAACUGCACAUAAAAGUGAGCUGAUCUUUCACAGUGACUGGAAGCUUCUACAAACAGUCAUCUAAUGAUUGUGCAUCAUUAUGUCUCUCUUCAGGGGGGAUCUACCUGCAGGGGUAUCAAGUUCGGGAGCAGCCAUAUGGAUCCAAGAAGUCCACUAUCGAGCUGAAGCCUCCAUCUGAUGAGUUCAAGACGUUUUACCUGUGUGCAGAAAAUCCUAACGAAAACAAACGGUGAGGAGGGGGCUCUGCAGACUGGCUCAGGAACUUCCUCUGAGUUUAAUGUUUGUUUGCACAGCUCCAGAAGUUUAACUUUACAGGUCUACAUUUACAUUUGAUUGAACAAAAAAGUCAGUCUCUCAUGAAACAACAACAUGACUAUUUUAUUUGUACAAUGUUUUCAAGAUCUAGAGCACAUACUGCGGUUGAGGCAGUCAUUUAGAGGCUGUGAGUGAUUCUGCAGCCUUAAAAGUUCAACAUUUUUACAUAUUUUUUUUUAUCAGGAUUUCAGAUAUUUUGCAGCCCCUGUAUGGCUGCCUGUGUCUGUGCAUUCAAUACUGCAGCAUACAUGAGCAGAAAGUCACAUUUAAAUUAACUCCAUCCACUACUCUCUGAAUGUCCUGUGCCCCUGGAGCUGCUGGUGUGUGAUUGAUGAGUCAAUAAGAGUCAUUACUGAACAGGUGUGUCUUCAUGUCCUGAUGUUGUCUGCAGGUGGAUCAUCGCUCUGAAAGCCUCCAUAAAGAAGUGGCUCCCUCUCCAUCAGGCGUUGCUUGACUACAUGAACCGCCUCCCAGAGGAGACUAGGAUGUAAAAACACUCUAACCCUGUGCGGACUAGAGACAGGGUCCAGCACAAAGACACCUUCUUUACUUUUGCACUUUUUAUUUUUUCAGUGACCAUCCUGUGAAUUUUACCCGCCCCCUGUAGUACCUUCCCUCGGCAGGCCUGAGGUUCAGACUGUUUGAGGUCCUUUAGUUUGUGCCAUAAGUCUGUCGGAGGAGAGUCUCCUGGAUCAGCUACAGCCAUAGUUAAAAUACUGAAGAUGUUCUCACAUCAGCUGGUUUGUUGAUUUGUCCUUUAUUAUAUCACUAUAAUUUCUAUGAAGGAUUUUUAUAAACCUGAGAGAUCAGAUCAUUCAAUUUGUGAAGUGAUCUCAAACUCAGGCCCUUUUCACUUUGUAAAUGUAAUGUCAGAAUAGAUCUCAUGAUGAUGUGAUCUCAUGAUUUUGAUAAUUUCUCUGUAUAACAGAUGAUAAUGCAUCAGUGUGUUAGUCAAAUAAAGUCUGCAUGAGGUUCCUUUUACUUUCUG